Molecule: messenger RNA, 613 nt
Organism: Patiria miniata (bat star)
Lineage: Eukaryota; Metazoa; Echinodermata; Asteroidea; Valvatida; Asterinidae
Product: transmembrane protein 254-like
Exons: 5
Coding region: 146-520 (124 amino acids)
Source: RefSeq, a predicted model, not a curated record
UCUGGUAACUAGACGUAACACAUGCUUACCGGAUGGAUUGCACAGAGAGCACCCAUUGGAAACACAUUACAACGCGAAAGGUUAAAUCCGGUUUAAGAGCUGAGGUCUACCCGUAUUAAGACACUCACCACACACUCAUUCUACGAUGACGCUCAAACAGGAGGCCUACUUUUCCCUACCAGCCCUACCAUGGAUGAUUGUCAUAGCAACCGGAAUGUACAUUUUGUUUGGUUCGGCAUUUUGGCCCUCCAUUGUUCCGUAUGCUUACUUGGGACCAGUUGGGUCCCUCGCUAAAUAUCUGAAGGACGAGUAUCCAGCGUUUCUUGUUUUUCUUGCGGUAUCGACUGUGAUUGUCCAUUUCGGCGAAGCACUGUACUGCAUGAAGAUGUGUGGGCGAAAGAACAUCAGUGAUUCUUACAGGGUCUUGUGGUUUCUCUCGACUAUGGCAUUCGGAGGGGCUUCUCUUAAGAAACUUAGCAAGUACAAACAAGGUGCUAGUGCUACAAAGUUACAGGAUUAGAUUUGUGAGCACAUGAAACAGUUUAGGUUUAAUGUUUGGAAACACAGGGGAAUACAGUCAAACACCUUUAUAAACAAGGUCCUUGGGACUUUA